This is a messenger RNA of Capsaspora owczarzaki ATCC 30864, 1610 nucleotides long. RefSeq names its product rab GDP dissociation inhibitor beta. Gene Ontology annotation, biological process: vesicle-mediated transport; small GTPase-mediated signal transduction; protein transport. Bases 58 to 1428 code for a protein of 456 amino acids. Gene Ontology annotation, cellular component: cytoplasm. The transcript has 7 exons. Lineage: Eukaryota; Filasterea; Ministeriida; Capsasporidae. Gene Ontology annotation, molecular function: Rab GDP-dissociation inhibitor activity. The record is from RefSeq and is a predicted model, not a curated record.
GUCGGAAUGCGCCGCGGGCAGCACACUCUUCUAUUUUUUCUCAGAGUUUGACUGAAAAUGGCUGAUCUUCCUCCGCUUGGCGAUGGCGAGUUUGACGUGAUUGUUGUUGGCACUGGUCUCAAGGAGUGCAUCCUGUCCGGCCUCCUCUCGGUCGCUGGCAAGAAGGUCCUGCAUAUGGACCGCAACGACUACUAUGGUGGCGAGUCGGCCUCCAUCACCCCGCUCGAGAAGCUCUACGAGAUCUUCAAGAAGCCCAACCAGCCCGACGAGGCAAAGAUGGGCCGCGGCCGCGACUGGAACGUCGAUCUCAUCCCCAAGCUCAUCAUGGCCAACGGUCUGCUUGUCAAGAUGCUCAUCCACACCGACGUCACCCGCUACCUCGAGUUCAAGCAGGUUGACGGCUCGUAUGUCUUCAAGGGCAACAAGCUCCACAAGGUCCCCGCAACCGACGGCGAGGCACUCUCCUCGGGCCUGAUGGGCCUGUUUGAGAAGCGUCGCUUUGGCAAGUUCCUCACUUGGAUCAACGAGUUUGACAUUGAGAAGAAGGCCACCUGGGGCGAGGGCUUUGAUCCCGCCAAGACCACCAUGCUCCAGGUCUUCCAAAAGUACAGCCUCGACAAGGAGACGAUGGACUUUUCUGGCCACGCCAUCGCCCUGUACACGCAGGACGACUACCUCAACCGACCGGCGGUUGAGACCAUCCCCCGCAUGAAGCUCUACUCGGACUCGCUUGCCCGCUACGGCAAGUCGCCCUACAUUUACCCCCUGUACGGCCUCGGCGAGCUGCCCCAAGGCUUUGCUCGUCUCAGUGCCAUCUAUGGCGGCACCUAUAUGCUGAACAAGCCCCCAGAAUUCGUCUACAAUGCCGAUGGCUCCAUUCAAGGUGUCAAGUCUGAGGGCGAGUUUGCCAAGUGCAAGCUCGUCAUCGGUGACCCCACUUACUUCCCCGACCGCGUCAAGAAGUCUGGCCGUGUCAUCCGCGCCAUCUGCAUUCUUUCGCACCCGAUUGCCAACACUGACAACUCGACCUCUGUUCAGAUCAUCAUUCCCCAACACCAGGUCAACCGCAAGUCUGACAUUUACGUUUCGGUCGUCUCGUACACCCACAACGUCGCCUCCAAGGGCAAGUACAUUGCCAUCGUCAGCGCAACUGUCGAGACCAACGACCCCGAGAAGGAAAUUCUCCCCGGUCUCAACCUGCUCGGUGCCAUUGACGAGAAGUUUGUCUCUGUCACCGACCUUCUUGAGCCCAUCGAUGACGGCACCAAGAACCAGGUCUUUGUCACCAAGUCGUACGACGCGACCUCGCACUUUGAGACCACUUGCCUCGACAUCAUGGACGUCUUCCAGCGCAUUACCGGCAAGCCCCUCGAGCUCACCACCCCCAAGAACGCCGAGAACGCUGAGGGUGCCGAGGCUGCCGAAUAAAAACAAAACCUUGAAAAAGCUGUCGGGCAUGUGAAUGUAGCUGUCCCUUCUUGUUUUUUUGGCUUUUGUUGUGUGUCUUUUGUGUCUCUUUUGUCUUUGAGCCAAGACUUGGUUGUUUCCAUUUCUCUUGGAUGAGAACUUGAGCAUGAUUUUUGUUUCACAAUACAACGGUUUGCUCCCAA